GGUUACAUGCCAGGAAUGCUGGCCAAGCCGGAGGCAUUGCUGGAAGCUGAAAAACAACAACAGCUGCAACAUGUUGUGGAACAGCCUCCAUCUGUGAAUUCUCCACUGCAUUAGUCACGGCAGCUCGGGUUCUGAGAUGUCAACAUUACCUACGAACCAAAGUGGUCAGGGGUUGAGCUGUCCCUACCUUAAUGGGCCGAUGCAGUGCCUGAGGAGUUGGAGGUAACGAUUAGCUCCUGGCACCAGAACGAUGACAUUACCUGCGCUUCUGACUCAGCCAGUCAACCAGCAGUAUCUGGCGACGUGCUGCCUCCACGUGACGCCCAAGUGGGUGCGACAUGAAUUCCCUGUGGAAAAGCCCAUUGUACCCACCGGUGACCAGCUGACCUGCCACCGGCCAGAGAAGCAGUGGCGCCCCAAGUUGCAUCGCAACCGGCUUCUCCUCAACUGGGUUCACGUUUUUUCCAAGCCAGGGGUCCAGAGACGUUCGCAGUACCGGCACAGCAGGGACGUUUUGGUUGAUGUUACAAGGCCAGAUCAGUCAGUCGUCCAGACUGUUGCCACUGUUAUUACUGAAAAGGCUGAAAGAAGGUAUGUUCUCCAGUUACGACACAUAUAUCUUCUCUUACUUGCAAAAUAUCUGUUGUACUCAUUUAACCAUUAUCUCUGUUCCUUCUUGCAAUUCUUCUAGUGGAGACGAUAGGAGAAUUUUAAUUUUGGCUUUCAUUUCCUGUAGUUAACAACUGUUAAAGCAUUGCGUGUUUUCUUAGGUAUACGUAGCCAACUCUUCCCCAUAUUCUAGCGGAAGUUUCGUAUAGAGCCUUAUGGUUACCACUUUAUCCACCUAAUGGACGUAAAAUGUAAUUAUUACAUCGACUUUAAACUCUACAAAACGGUUUUUCUGUUAGAUGCACAACGUGCAGUCGACCACAUUUUAAUACAUGUAAUCAUCCU
Messenger RNA from Schistocerca serialis cubense, 954 nucleotides. RefSeq lists its product as uncharacterized. NCBI's taxonomy places the organism in Eukaryota, Metazoa, Arthropoda, Insecta, Orthoptera, Acrididae. The record is from RefSeq and is a predicted model, not a curated record. The transcript has 4 exons. The coding region runs from base 251 to 691 and encodes 146 amino acids.